Drosophila elegans is the source of this 2542-nucleotide messenger RNA. RefSeq lists its product as uncharacterized. The record is from RefSeq and is a predicted model, not a curated record. Bases 119 to 2458 code for a protein of 779 amino acids. Gene Ontology annotation, molecular function: serine-type endopeptidase inhibitor activity. Lineage: Eukaryota; Metazoa; Arthropoda; Insecta; Diptera; Drosophilidae. The transcript has 7 exons.
GUUCUCAGUAACGAGGUACAUAGGUAUGAGUCCAGUACAUAUAGAAGCUCGUCUCGGCACUCUGAGCUCAGUUUACAGAGAUACUUAGCUCGGCGACCAGUUCGUUGGAGGCGGCGAAAUGAAUUACUUGUGCCUGAUUCUGUGCGUCACUUCUGUGGCCAGUCAAGCCUCCGAGGAGAUCUACCAGCUGCUGGCCAAGAGCCAUGCCAACCAGAACCUCAUCGUCUCGCCCGUUUCGAUAGAGACCAUCCUGAGCAUGGUCUACAUGGGUGCCGGAGGGUCGACAGCUCGGGAGCUGCAGAGUGCCCUGAGGCUGCCAUCCGGGGACAAGCAGGCGGUGGCCACCAAAUACGGAGCACUGCUCAGCCGGCUCCAGGGGCAGGAGCAGGGCGGAGCCACUCUGAAGCUGGCCAACCGCAUCUACGUGAAUGAUCAGUACAGCCUGCAUGCGGAAUACAACCUGGCCGUGAGGGAACCCUUCCGGGCCGAGGCGCAGUCCAUUAGCCUGGCCAACGGCCCUGGGGCCGCCGCGGGGAUCAAUCAGUGGGUGCUCGAGCAGACCAGUGGCAAGAUCAAGAACAUGAUCGAACCCGGCAGCAUGACCGCCGACGUCAAGGCUUUGCUGGUGAACGCCAUCUACUUCAAGGGCCAGUGGGAGUCCAAGUUUGAACCGGUGAAGACCAGAGCCGCCAGCUUCCAAGUGACCGCCGACAAGAGUGUGCCCGUCCAGAUGAUGAUGCAGAUGGGCAUGUUCAGGGCGAACUACUUCCGAGACCUGGACGCGCAGGUGAUCGAGCUGCCGUACCAGAACUCCAACCUGUCCAUGACCAUCUUCCUGCCCCGCGAAGUCGGCGGCUUGGGCUCUCUGGAGGAGAAAAUCGGUGGCUUCGCCAGACCGCUGGAGGCCAAGGAGGUGUAUGUGAAGCUGCCCAGGUUCAAGAUCGAGUUUCGUGACGAACUUAAGGAGACCCUAGAGCAGCUGGGCAUCCGAGAGCUUUUCACUGACAACUCGGACCUGAGCGGCUUGUUCGGCGAUAAGUCAGGCGGAAAAGUCAGCCAAGUCUCGCACAAGGCAUUCCUGGAGGUGAACGAGGAGGGAGCAGAGGCCGCGGCUGCCACAACUGUAGCCGUCACGAAUCGAGCGGGCUUUUCCAUGUUCUUCGUGGCCGACCAUCCCUUUGCCUUCGUCAUCCGCGAUGCGAGUACCAUAUACUUCCAGGGCCGUGUUGUUAGCCCUUCCAAGGCCACGUGGUCACUUUUGCUGCUCCAGGGCUUGAUUCUGGCUAUGGCGAACACUCUUAACUACUCCAAAAGCGCUGCCGGGGAGGCUCAGUUUGCCUCGAAGCUUUAUGGCCAAUUGGCCAAGUCCCAGCCUGGCCGGAAUAUCGUCCUCUCGCCCUCGUCCAUCAGGACUGGCUUGGCCCUGGCCUUCCUAGGUGCCGAUGGCAGCACCGCCGAUGAGCUGAGGCAGGGAUUGGGCCUGGAGGGCACUGACAAAAGCGAGGUGGCACAGCUCUUGGGCAAAGGGCAGCGACAGGUGGGGAAUGGAGACAAGGGCGAGGACGAGGACGAGGACGAAGACGGGGCCAAAUUGAGGUAUGCCAAUCGGAUUUACGUGGCCCAGCAGUUCCAGCUGGCCCAGGCCUAUCAGGACUUGGUCAGCUCAAACUUCGCAGCAGCGGCCGAGAAUGUGAACUUCGCCCAAAGUGCGGAUACUGCCAAGCGCAUUAACUUCUGGGUGGAGGAGCAGACCAACCAGCAAAUCAAGAACCUCAUCGCUCCGGACUCACUUGACGCAGGUACGGCCGCCAUCCUGGUCAAUGCCAUCUACUUCAAGGCCAACUGGCUGAGCACAUUCCCAGACUACGCCACUUAUGCCCGCGACUUUGUCAAUCACGGAGGUCGGAAGGUGAGCGUGGACACCAUGGCCCAAGAGGAUUACUUUAGGUUCGCCGAACUGCCCGAGCUGAAGGCAAAGGCCUUGGAAUUGACCUACAUCGGCACAGACAUCGUGUUCCUGAUCAUUUUGCCCCAGGAGGAGCAGGGACUGGCCUUCCUCGAGGAGCAACUGAACGGCCUAGACCUUAAUGACAUAAGCUCCCAGUUGAGCAGGCAGAAAGUACAGCUGCAGCUGCCCAAAUUUAAGUUCGAGUUCGAUGUCCCCCUGCAGCCAGUCCUUGAGGAGUUGGGCAUUAAGAAACUAUUUAGUCCUGAGGCGAGUCUCAGCGGUCUUCUCAGGGAGUCGGCCCCGCUUCGCAUCUCGGAGGUGAAGCACAAGGCCAUAAUCGAGGUCAACGAAAAGGGCACUACUGCCAGCGGAGCAACCUUUGUCAAGGCUGAGUUGGAAUCCUUCUUGGAGGGAGAGGAAAUAUUCGAGUUCACGGCGGAUCAUCCCUUCUUCUUCGCCAUUAAGGACGCACAGAGAACCAUCUUCCUGGGACACGUCAGCCAGUUCUGAUUCGGAAUAAUGCGAUAAGUUAAUACACCAAAACUCAAUAUGUUCUGCUGUCCGCAUCCAAUAAAUGCCAAUCUUCGAUGUCAA